This is a messenger RNA of Saimiri boliviensis boliviensis (Bolivian squirrel monkey), 3535 nucleotides long. RefSeq names its product high mobility group box 3 (gene HMGB3). Gene Ontology annotation, molecular function: DNA binding. Lineage: Eukaryota; Metazoa; Chordata; Mammalia; Primates; Cebidae. Gene Ontology annotation, cellular component: nucleus. The record is from RefSeq and is a predicted model, not a curated record.
CAAUCAGGCGGCUCUCGUGGAGGCAGCUAGCGCGAGGCUGGGGAGCGCUGAGAAGCGCGUCGUGCCCUGCGCUGCCCAGACUAGCGAACAAUACAGUCAGGAUGGCUAAAGGUGACCCCAAGAAACCAAAGGGCAAGAUGUCUGCUUAUGCCUUCUUUGUGCAGACGUGCAGAGAAGAACAUAAGAAGAAAAACCCAGAGGUCCCUGUUAAUUUUGCAGAAUUUUCCAAGAAAUGCUCUGAGAGGUGGAAGACAAUGUCCGGGAAAGAGAAAUCUAAAUUUGAUGAAAUGGCAAAGGCGGAUAAAGUGCGCUAUGAUCGCGAAAUGAAGGAUUAUGGACCAGCUAAGGGAGGCAAGAAGAAGAAGGAUCCUAAUGCCCCCAAAAGGCCACCGUCUGGCUUCUUCCUAUUCUGCUCAGAAUUCCGCCCCAAGAUCAAAUCCACAAACCCUGGCAUCUCUAUUGGAGACGUGGCAAAAAAGCUGGGUGAGAUGUGGAAUAACCUAAAUGACAGCGAAAAGCAGCCUUACAUCACUAAGGCGGCAAAGCUGAAGGAGAAGUAUGAGAAGGAUGUUGCUGACUAUAAGUCGAAAGGAAAGUUUAGAUGGUGCAAAGGGUCCUGCUAAAGUUGCCCGGAAAAAAGUGGAAGAGGAAGAUGAAGAAGAUGAGGAGGAAGAGGAGGAGGAGGAGGAGGAGGAGGAGGAGGAUGAAUAAAAAAACUGUUUAUCUGUCUCCUUGUGAAUACUUAGAGUAGGGGAGCGCCGUAAUUGACACAUCUCUUACUUGAGAAGUGUCUGUUGCCCUCAUUAGGUUUAAUUACAAAAUUUGAUCACGAUCAUAUUGUAGUCUCUCAAAGUGCUCUAGAGAUUGUCAGUGGUUUACAUGAAGUGGCCAUGGGUGUCUGGAGCACCCUGAAACUGUAUCAAAGUUGUACAUAUUUCCAAACAUUUUUAAAAUGAAAAGGCACUCUCGUGUUCUCCUCACUCUGUGCACUUUGCUGUUGGUGUGACAAGGCAUUUAAAGAUGUUUCUGGCAUUUUUUUUAUUUGUAAGGUGGUGUUAACUAUAUGGUUAUUGGCUAGAAAUCCUGAGUUAUCAACUGUAUAUAUCUAUAGUUUGUAAAAAUAACAAAACAACCAAGACAAACUCUUGAUGCUCCUUGCCUGGCGUUGAGGCUGCGGGAAAGAUGCCUUUUGGAGGGGCUGUAGCUCAGGGCAUGCACUGUGAGGCUGGACCUGUUGACUCUGCAGUGGGCAUCCAUUUAGCUUCAGGUUGUCUUGUUUCUGUAUAUAGUGACAUAGCAUUCUGCUACCAUCUUAGCUGUGGACAAAGGGGGUCAGCUGGCAUGAGAUAUUUUUGUUUUUUGUUUAAGUGCGGUAGUUUUUCAACUGUUUGUUUUUAAACAAACUGUAGAACUCUUCAUUGUCAGCAAAGUGAAGAGCCGCUGCAUCAAUGAAAGUUCAAGAACCUUCUGUACUUAAACAUGAUUUGCAACGUUGUUAUUUUUUUUGUAUGUUUAGAAUGCUGAAAUGUUUUUGAAAUUAAAUAAACAGUAUUACCUUUUUAAAACUGUUCUCUAUUAUAACAGUCAAUUUCUGACUCACAGCAGUGAACAAACCCCCACUCCGUCGUAUUUGGAGACUGGCCUCCCUGUGAAUGUGGUAGCUUCCUCUCUUACUCAGUGGCCAGCUCACUUAGGGCUGAGAUGAAGGAGAGGGCUACUUGAAGCUACUGCCUGCUUUUGUUUGUGUGAGUGGCAUUAAGAUGAAGUCUGGAGGAGCUAAGAGAAGGACAUAGGCAAGGUUCAGCAGCCUUCCAAGGUACAGGAAGGUGGAUGAUGAGGACUAAAGCUGACUGACUAGGUUUAACUUUUUUUUGUUCCACUUUCACUCCUUAUUUUGUGUGCCAAGUGCAUUGUUAAAUAGCAAUUUCAGAGUGGCCUUUCAAAAACUCAGGCCUCAGUUUUCCUCUUUCACACCUACCCCUGUGCUCCUGGCACAUGUUAUUUGUGGUGCCCAACAUUUGGGGUCUUGUGCCUGCUGCUUGUCUCCUGGACACCAGUGAGGGUAUGUGGGAUGGAGUGGUGGGGUAGGAGACAGUAUCCAUGUUGCUCCUACUUUACUCCUUCAAAACUCCAAACCCCCAAGGAAGAUUGUAGGCUCCAUCUUGGGCCACCUGAGCUAUAGGGCAGGCUAAUAGAAUCAACCAUUUCUAAGCACUAAAUGUAUCAUGAAAAGUUGAAUGGCCUACUCACAAGAUUAGCUCAUUCACUGGAAAUGUAGAUUGAUGUUCAAUGUUUUUAAACUGGAAGAAGCUUGGUUUGUGUGUCAGUGGUUGUAUUAGUGGGUAGUGUAACAUUUUCUCCAGGCUGGAGUGAGGGGACAGUAAAUGCCAUUCUGAAGGCUGAUGUGUACAUAUGUCAUUACUGUCUGUAGCAAUGAAGGAUACGGUACUGUGUUGUGGGUGAGUGUCGCUAUUGCCCAGCAUUAAUAUUUGGGCGUGGGUGUUUGAGGCUAUGAGACAUGCAGGAGUGUUUUUGUGGUAUUUUAAGAGAAAGUAGCUUUUUCUUAAAAUUCAUUGUUCAGAAACUUGCAUUUCUGGAGGCGGUGUCCUCCACCCUGUCGGGUCCUGGAUGAGUACAAGUUAUGGUCAUGGUCACAGCCUGAUCUCUAUGUAUUCAUAGCCAUUCCGUCUCCCAUCAGAACUGUUUGUCCUGAAUGUGUUCUCUAGUUCUAGAAAAUGACCACUAAUUUAAAAAACUUGGUUGUGAGGUUUGCCCAGAGGCACUUGUUCCGGAAUUGCCCCUCCUGCUUUCAGCCAUGUCCUUGUCACUUGGCAUUCUAAGCUAAAGCUUCUGCUUCCCAAACCAUGAUGUGCUAGGAGGCCAAGAUCUGGGAACUGUGGCCAGCCUUGUCAAAUGUGGAAGAGAAACAACCUGUAGUAAAAAAGUGAUUUGUUAAGUGGUGCCCGUCUACCUUGUAACUAGACACACCAACCAGUCCAGUAAAGGGCAAAGGAUGGAAAGGUGUAACUUGAGCUUCCAAAGUAGCUAAGCAGAAGUAGGGAAGCAGUUUAGCCAAAUGAUUUUUGAUUAGGCAAACAUUGAGUUUUAAAGAGACUGUCAAGUUGAGGCCACUUGGUCCAUUAGCUGGUGCAGCCAAGACCACUACUCAGCAUUUUCAUACUGUCACAAGAUUGCUCCUCUAAUGGAAUAAUGCCCUAGUUUCUCUUGAGAUGCUGUAAGUGGCAUGUUACCUAAGGCAUAGGCUUAGCUUGAUUGCUGGGCUCACUGUGUUCUUAAGAUGCCAACCUGUUGCUUCCCCCCCACCCCCACACCAGUUUAAAAAGAUAGUACCUGUUCCCUCUAACCACCUCAUCCCAUUCCUGAAUGACAUUUUAUCUUUUGGAAAGAACAAGGCUGUGGUGAAGUGACUUGUCCGUGUCUCCUGUGUGUGUCUGUUCUUGUCACAAAUGUAUUUGGGGACGUUGGAUGCAUUCAUUUUUCUGUAAUAAAGUUUCUUAAUCACUCUUCCCAAAAA